GAAGUUUCAAAUUUUCUUCAAAAUAUUUUUAUAACGUUCUUUAUAAAUAUAAAAAUAGAGUGAAUUUUGCAUAAUUUUUGUGAUAAUAAAGUUUUCAAUAGAGCAAAAAGAAAAAAAAAUGGCUGAAUCAAAUCAAAAAUCACAUAAUGAUGAUGAAUUUAUUCCAUUUUUUGAGAAUUGUCUCAAGGAUGAUGAUGAUGAAUUUCAUAAGCAAAUUUUUUUAAACAAUGACAAUUAUUUUAGUAAUUACAAUUUAUUGGAAAAAGAAAUGUCACCGAAAAUAGGUGAACAGGCACCUUCACCUUUAUUUCCGGCACUAGAGGCAACAAUUGACGAAGAUUUUUCCGAAUUUUUUUAUAUAUUAAAUCCUAUAAGUGGCGUUUUAGAAGAGGCUCCAAAAAAUGUGGCAGCAGAUAUUCAGGCAAUUAUCGAUAAUGAUGAUGAUGAUCAUCAUCAUCAUCAUCAGUGCAUUAGCACUAAUAAUUCCAAUGAAAAUACAGAUGUUGUGCCGGCAAAAAAAUUAAAACGCGAAUUAACAGUUUAUGAAGAGACAUUGUUAAAAAAUUUCAGUGUAGAAAUUGAAAAGGAACAAAAAUUACUUGCCGCUGAACAUGAGAAAAAAAUGCAACUCUGGGAACUUGAAAUGCAAACAAAUCAACAACAACACGCAUUGAAAAUGGCAAUUUUAAAGGAACAACUCGAAAAAAUACAACAGGAAAAGAAACAAUUGGAAAUGCCAAAAAAUUUAAAAUAUCUCAGUAAAUUCAAAAGUGGUCCAAUUUAAAAAAAAAAAUAAUAAUUUCCUUCCAAAAGGAAAAAAAAAAUAAAACCAAAUAUAUUUUAUUUUUGUUAUAAAUUUUUCUCAAUAAAAUAUUUUUCCUAUUUAAUUUUAAAAGUUAACUAAUUUUAAUCAUUUAUUUUUGUUAAAAAAAAAAAGAAGUUUUUUGACAAAAUUCAACUUUGUAAUAAAAAAUAAAUUCAAUUAUAUAAUUUUCUGCUUUUAAUUAUUAUUUUUAAUCAAAAAAAUUUCAUCUUCUAAAUAAUUAAAUAAAACUAAUAUUUUCUAAAUAUUGGAAAAAAGAACAAUUUUUUUUUUUUAUCAUUCACAUUUUAUAUUUAGUGAUCUAUAAUAUUGAAAUGAAAAUAUUCAGACAAAACAUUGAUUUACAUACGAGAUAUCAGUUAUUAGUGACGUAAAAUUUCUAAUACAAGAUAAUGUUUAUAAUUAAUUUUAUUUUGUAAAUACAAUAUAAUCGACUCGUCCACUAAUCAACAACAUUUAAUGUAACAUGUGAAUUUAUCCGUAUUUGAUUUUUCAUAUAAUAUACAAUUGUUUGUCACAAUGACAGAAAUUUGUUGUACACGUGCGCGUGAGUACUGAGUUUUUUUUUUCUUCUUCUUCAUCAUCAUUAUUAUAAUUAUUAUUUCAUAUAUUAAGCCGAGAAAAUAUAAUAUUUCAAGACAACAUUCACCUAAAUUGAUAUUAAUUAUUUAUUUUUUUUUUUUUAUAACAAUUAUGACAGAGAAUUUGUUGCAAAAAUCUCGCGAAACUUGUCAAAAAAUCGAAUUUAUCGAGGCUUAACAUUUUUCUGUUUUAUUUAUUUCUUUAUAUUAGACAAUUAUUUCUUGAGACAGUCACGAAAAAAAAAAAAAAAUUCCAUCGCAAUUCGUAUUUAAAAAAAAAACGAAA
Messenger RNA from Leptopilina boulardi, 1690 nucleotides. RefSeq lists its product as uncharacterized. The transcript has 3 exons. NCBI's taxonomy places the organism in Eukaryota, Metazoa, Arthropoda, Insecta, Hymenoptera, Figitidae. The record is from RefSeq and is a predicted model, not a curated record. The coding region runs from base 119 to 784 and encodes 221 amino acids.